Molecule: messenger RNA, 3141 nt
Organism: Salarias fasciatus (jewelled blenny)
Lineage: Eukaryota; Metazoa; Chordata; Actinopteri; Blenniiformes; Blenniidae
Product: cytohesin-4-like
Biological process (GO): regulation of ARF protein signal transduction
Molecular function (GO): guanyl-nucleotide exchange factor activity
Source: RefSeq, a predicted model, not a curated record
GUGGGGAAGAGGUGUGGUUAUACAACAUCCACUUCAUUCACCGCCUCUCGCUGCACCUUCUGUUCAGGCAGCUGUUCAUGUCGCAUCUCUUCGCUGAGCUCUUGGUGACUUUAUUCUUUCCUCCCUGGACAUAAAUGACUGAUUUUCAAAUGGUUUCCUCAGAUUUCACGGCGGAUGAGAAGAUGGAGAUCGAGAGCAUAAAGACGUAUAAGGAGGACCUGCUGGACGAUAUUCAGAGAUUAAAAUCUCAGAUCGACAGCGUCAUGGCGGAAAUACUCAGCUUCGAAUCUACAGAGGAAAACAAGACGCUGGAGAAGAGCAAACGAUUCUUAAUCGGCAAGAAGAAAUUCAACAUGGACCCCAAGAAGGGCAUCAAUUACCUGGUGGAGAACAAGCUGCUGGACGGCGGCGCUCAGUCCAUCGCCGAGUUCCUCUACAAGGAGGAGGGACUCAACAAGACGGCGAUCGGGGAGUUCCUGGGUGAAAGGGAGGCUCUCCACCUCCAGACCCUCAAGGCCUUCGUGGAGCUUCACGAGUUCUCCGACCUCAACCUGGUCCAGGCCCUCAGACAGUUUCUCUGGAGUUUCCGUCUCCCUGGUGAAGCUCAGAAGAUCGACCGCAUGAUGGAGGCUUUCGCCACACGAUACUGUGACUGUAACACUCCCGUCUUCCAGUCGACUGACACGUGGUACAUCCUGUCCUUUGCCAUCAUCAUGCUGAACACGAGCCUUCACAACCCCAACGUGAAAGACAAACCACUGGAGCGUUUCAUCUCCAUGAACAGAGGCAUCAACAACGGCGGAGACCUGCCCAAUGAGCUGCUGUCGAAACUGUACGAGAGCAUACGCAACGAGCCUUUUAAGAUCCCGGAGGACGACGGGAACGACCUGACCCACACCUUCUUCAACCCCGACCGAGAGGGCUGGCUCCUCAACUCAGGGUGUCGAGUGAAGACGUGGAAGAGACGAUGGUUCAUCCUGACUGACAACUGCCUCUACUACUUUGAGUUCACCACGGAUAAGGAGCCGAGAGGCAUCAUCCCCCUGGAGAACCUGUUCGUGAGGGAAGUGCCGUACGCCCGCAAACCGUACUGUUUAGAGCUCUACAACCCGAACGGUCGAGGCCAGAAGAUCAAAGCCUGCAAGACAGAAACAGACGGGAGGGUGGUGGAGGGGAAGCACCAGUCCUACACCAUCUGUGCCUCCAGCGCCGAGGAGAGGGACUCCUGGAUUGACAGCCAUCAGGUAGAAGCGAGCGUCACCAGGGAUCCUUUCUACGACUUGGUCUCCCUCCGUAAGAAGAAGGUGAUCAACCAGACUCCUCAGGACUGAGCAGCGUCUGUGGGAUCUGCUUUCUUCUGCAGCACAUUUGUGUUGAGGAUCGCCGUGUCUCAUGGGAAACACACCGACUGAGGGGCUGUGGGCUACAAGAGGGACUCCGCCUUCAGCUUGUUUCUUUGGAGAGCCAGAAAACCAGCUCUGGACCGAACUCAUGGUUUCUUGCUUUGAGCCACAGAUCCUCGCUGGGCUCAGCGGGCUCAGGCCGGCUUUGGGCCAAAGAUGUUGUCCCCACUGCACUUUCUGUCUGUUCUCAAAUGAGAAGCGUCUUUUUUUUUUUUUUCCUUCCGUGAUGUUUCUUGCCUCAUCGGGAUCAUUUGAGCAUGAUUUCUCAACAAUGCUUAAAAAGGCAACGCUCAUCUUCCAGGUUCUUCUCAGAAAUGGAUGUUCGUCACACUCCGGUGUAAAGACUCUGUUUAGUCAUGUAUCAUAUCAGACUUCACUCUUUAUCAUGUAAAUAUGACAUUUACCCCUUUUUAGUGUUUGUACUUUAUGCUGAUAGUGAUCAAUGAUCAAUGCAGUUAGCCACCAUUUCUUUGACAGUGCAAUAUCGGCAACACAAAUCGCCUGCAUUAUUAACACAUUUCCCGUGUCUGCCGGCUGUAAUGUCUGGAAGAACUCCUGCCUCGUCGACCCACUGUAUUCCACACGUCGUGUGAGUACUGCAUUUGCUCUGUUCUCAUGAGGUGAUUAUUUAAUAAAAGUGUGGAGAGGUUUGUUGACAUGUGAAAGUGGAAGGUGAGCAGCUGCGGCUCUGAAACCAUCCGGCCACACCUCACUUCCUCACAUGAGCCUCUUGCAGCUUAAAGAACAUCUGAGGCUCAGAUAAAUGUGAGACUGAAAAGACACACAAACACAGCAAUGUUCUUCUGGAGGGUAAACUAAGAGUUUGAGAAAGAUGCAGUGUUUUUAUGAUGGGUUUCAAGGAUUUCAGAGAAUUGUGGCUCGAGUGCAUCUUAAACUGGGUUUGAAUGAUCUGACUUUACAGCUUUCAGUAACUUUUUCCUACGUGAAGUCGUCGUCUAAUAAAACCUGAGCAUCUCCUGCCGAAUAAAACUCAAACAUCAGUUCGGUUCAAUUCUCCUGAAGGAGUUCGAAUCAUCUUAUAAGACAUGAAACGUGUCACAGGAAGCGGCAUAUUUAGUCUGCAGUGUGCCAAUAAGAGCAGCGCCCCCUCCACCCCCUCCACCCCCUCCCGCUGCUGCUGGUGCAGCUGACUUCCUGUUUCAGUGUUGCACCACAGCCAGCCCCCCUCAGCCGUCCCUCCAGUUCCCAUCAGCCCCCGUGGUUCCUCUUUGAGGCAGAAACAGCAAACAGGGUGAAGAGAGGCAGCUGGCGGUGGCUUUGUGAAGUACAGCCGUCAGAGGAAGGGUUGGCACCAACAGGAGAUUUCUUCUUAACCUCUGACGGGGCUAGACAAACACGAUUAUUACAUUCCGUCUUUUAACCUCUGAUCGUGUGCUGUAAAUUUAGCUCUUUAGGACCAAAACUUUAGAUCCCUGGUUCACAGUGACUCUAUGUAAAAUUCUAAAUACAGUGAAAGAUACUUUUCUCCAGUGCAGGGUGCACAUUGUUUUCCUAAAGGGUCACAUGAAAAAUUAUCUGCUAUGGAGGGCCGAGACUUGACCUGAAUUUGCUCAUUAAGAAUUAUCUCUUGAUAAAAAAUAAAAUUUUGCUCUGUGGCUCUUUUCGUCAGGGUCUUGUGGGCCUGACUAAAUGUUUGAGUUGAAUUUAAAAAAAAAAAAAAAAAAAAAAAAAAAAAUCAACAAUUUUUUUCCACCAGAAAACACUAAUUUAGUGUGAG